Syngnathoides biaculeatus (alligator pipefish) is the source of this 3015-nucleotide messenger RNA. It is a transcript of the gene ccdc177, whose product is annotated as coiled-coil domain containing 177. The transcript is spliced from 3 exons. The record is from RefSeq and is a predicted model, not a curated record. Lineage: Eukaryota; Metazoa; Chordata; Actinopteri; Syngnathiformes; Syngnathidae. Bases 136 to 2448 code for a protein of 770 amino acids.
GUGAUGCUGAGGCGGCGGGGAAGGGGCGAGCCGAGCGCCAGCUGAUGUUAUUAUGCGGCGGACGAGGCCCGCUGGAGGGAUUCGAGAGGAACAAAGCACCGCUUCGAGUGACGUCUUGCGCAUUGGCAGCCGACAAUGGUGGACCCCUCCGAGGCUGAGGAGUCCAUCGGCGCGCAGCUGGGGGCCUCCGCGGCGUCGCAAGGAGACCGACGCUUGCCGGACCAGGCGGACGGCGCCCUCGCAGAGGAGGAAAGCGACACCGGAGACUUCCUGACGCCCCCCAGCGGCAGCUCCGAGCCGAGCCCGUGCCACGCCGCGUCUCCGGCGCCGCCGCCUCCGGAACCCGGCGGCGAUGCGUCACCCAAGCUGCACCUGGACCUGUACAACUUCGACUCCCCGGCCGCCGAGGGCAGCCGUUACGUGUUGACGAGCCCGCGCUCGCUGGAGGCCUGUGCCCGCUGCGGCGUCAAACCCGUGGAGCUGCUAUCCCGCCCGCUUUCCGAGUUCGCCCGCGAGGCGCCCGGUCGCUCCAUGCGGGUGGCGACCGGUCUGUUUGAGGUCUACGAGCGGGAUCGUCAUGCCAAACUGCGCCACUGCAGGGAGGAGCGGGAGAGGAUUGUCAGGGAGGAGAAGCGGCGGGUGAUGCAGGCUGCGGUCAACAGUUGCGGUUCGGCGUUGGAGCAGCACAAAGUCUCCGCCCAGGCUCCUAAACAAGACCCCUGCAGUUCAGAUCCAGAUUCAGUUUCAGCUUCCAAACCAGGACCAUCUCUCCAGUCUAAACCCACCAAAGUUGGUUCUACAUGUCCGAAGCAGUCCGCCGGCAAAACCCCACGGCCGGCGUCAGGCUGUGCUCCGCCGGUAGUCCGUAAGUCUUCUGGGGGAAAGGCCUCCAACACGCUCCCCAGACCGGCAGCAAAAGCUCCCAUCUUCAUCAGAGCCAAGUCUACGUUGACGCCGUCGGUGUCGAAGCCACCGAAUUGCGUCGCAGGGGCUUUGUUUUUGCAGCACAACGGACACUUUCACCCCAAAGUGCGUGCGAAAAGCCACUCCAUGGAGUCCUUGCAGAGGAAGACGGAACCCGUCUGUUCCUCAACCUCCAACACCAACACCUGCACCUCCUCAGAGUCCGGAGCCUCGUCAUACAGCUGGGAGGGGCCGCGGGACCGAUGGGCCAAGGGGUCCAGCCCCCGUGCUCGGACCCUGGCCGCGUUCAAUUCCCUGAUGGGCCGCAGCCUCAGCCUAGGAGACCUGAGCCACUCGCCGCAAACCACGCAGAAGGUGGAGCGUAUCGUCAAAGAGGUGAAGCGACGAGGCCUGAACGCCGUGUCGGAGCGCGACCGCAAGAUCGCGGCGCUGAUGCUGGCCCGGUACCAGGAGGAGGACAUCAUGAGCCAGACCCGCUACGUGGCCCACCUGCAGUGGGACAGCGAGCGGAGGAUGGAGGAACUCCGGCGGGAGCAGGAUGAGCGCAACAAGCAGCGGGCGAUGCAGGAGGGCCAAAGGUUGUGGCAGACACAGGUGUCCUCGCGGCAGCGGCGGCUCAGCCGGGAGGAGCGCCGGUCGGCCGCCGCCAAGAUGCGUCAAGCGGAGGAGAGCGAAAAGCAGUGGCGAGAACUGGCGGAGCGGCAGGAGCGCCACCGCCUGCACAGGCUGCAGCAGGCGGCGCGUGAGGAGAAGCACAAGAAGUCUCUGCAGGAGCAGAACCUCAAGGCCCUAGAAGAGGAACGGGCGGCCGUGCUGGAACAGGAGCGCCUGCUGCUGAAGGAGAAGCUCACCAUGGCCGAGCUCAAGCGGCAGGAGAGGGAGCACCAGUCCCAGGAGGAGCGGCGGGGCCUGAACAAGGCAGAGCGGAGGCGCCACGCCGCCCUCAUCCAGGAGAUCACUCGCCGCGAGCAGGAGGAGUGCGAGGAGGCCAAGCGGGCGGCGCAGGAGAAGCUCAGUCGCUCCCUGGAGAAUUAUGAACAGAUUGUGGAGCGACGAGGCCAGGAGCUGCGGGAGAAGGCCAAGCGCGAGGAGGAGCAGAUCCUGCGAGCCCGCCGGGCCGCCGAGUCCCGGGAGAGGGAUCAGCAGAGGCAGCUGGAGGCCCGCGCUCGCGAGGCCGACAAGCGGGCCAGGCAAGCGGCGCAGCUGGCCGAGGAGCGCGCCAAGGAGAGGGCCCAGCGCGUUGUGCAGACCCGGCGGGAGAAGGAGCGGCUGCAGCGCCUCAACCGGCAGCGCGUGGAGGAAGAAGAGCGCCAGCGGCGGCGCGAGCUGCUGCAGUCCAUCGAGCGGAAGCUGGAGAAGAGCGAGCAGAUCUUUAAGGAGAAGCGCGCCGUGCUGGAGAGCGCUCGCUCGGUGGCGCGCGCAUCCUUCCACGUGCGGGACAAAGUGCGCGAGGAGACCAACGGCCGCACCUUCGACAAGAUGGCCCUGGAGGCUCAGCUCAAAGCCGGCCUGGAUGACAAAUAGGACCAGUUCUUGGAUACUUCAACUAUCUCUUCCCCCCCUUAAAAAAAAAAAAAAAAAAACCCCAAAACAUUUUACCCUUACGUAACGUCACCGACUACGGCCGUCCCUCUUUUGUGCCGACAUCUCCGAUGAGAACCAACCGGACUCCUGAACGAGAAGUCCCACAGGCAGGCGGGUAGCAUUAAAGGACAGACCACAUAAAAAGAGAAAUGCUUCCGGAAAAAGCCGUUCCAGGGCAGACGACGACUAACCAGACGUCGUCCUCAUUUCCUCGUACGCUCCGCCGGCCGCACACAAGCUAAGGGCUAAAGCUCCGUGAGAUGAUGAAACCCGUGAAGAACACUCAAAUUGCACAAACGCAAAUGAAAGACGUUAAUAAUGGUUUUUUUUGGGUGUGGGAAGAUCAAAAUACAACUUUAUUAGCAUCAAGGGAGUUCCUUUUUUUCUGUCCCCAGGCGCCCAACCCUUCCUUCUUUCCAUGUUUGUCAAGAGUGGCGACAAUUCAAUUCAAAACAGGACGCGGCAAGAAAACAAUCAAAUGCAGAAUAAAACAAUGUUUUUCUUUGA